UAGUACGUCGCUUGCUUUCAGUCUAUUAAAACCACUCCAUAACCUAUUCCGCACCGACAUGUCUCCUCUACACUUCCUUUAUUAGCCUCUCGUCUAUCUCUUCUUCUCUUUCACUUUCUUACUUUGUAGCACGAAUUAUUAUUAUAUAUUUUUUUAUAAAAAAAAAGAAGAAGAAGAAGAAGAAGAAGCAGAAGCAGAGAGAAAGAGAGAUCUUCCUCGGGAUCUCCUCAAUUCUAUAAUUGGAACAUGUUGGACUACGAAUGGGACAACCCCUCGGCGAUUAUGCUAUCGGGAGAAGAACAUCGACACCACCAUCAGGAGGCUGACCCGACCCGAGCCAUGUCCAUUUUCGACCCGACCCAUCAUCACUCUAAUUCCCCAUACAGCAACAUAUCUCCACCGCUCCUCUCUUCUUCCUUCUCUAACCAACAUCAUUUGACCACAGUCUAUGGUCACCACCACCACCACCAUAUCACCACCACCAACCAGUUUCAUCAUCACAGCUUGUACGACCCACGCACCACCACCACUCAUAAUAAUCCUUACGCCUCUUCAGAUUCCAUCUACCACUCUUCUGCAGCCGCCUCAGCCUUGUUCUCCUUCGACCACCAGAUCACCGGCUCAGGAUCCGCCGGCUCUUCUUCUUACAACUUCCUCAUCCCCAAGACCGAAGUCGACGUCGUCUCUCGGCCCCUCGAUUUCACGUCUUCCAACAGGAUCGGCCUGAACCUCGGCCGCACUUACUUCUCCGCCGCCGACGACGACUUCGUGAGCCGGCUGUACCGUCGGUCUCGACCCGGUGAGCUGGGAAACUCGCUGAGCACUCCACGGUGCCAAGCGGAGGGAUGCAACGCGGAUUUGAGCCACGCCAAGCACUAUCCCCGCCGCCACAAAGUGUGGGAGUUCCACUCCAAAGCUUCCACCGUGGUCGCCGCCGGUUUGAGCCAGCGCUUUUCCCAGCAGUGCAGCAGGUUCCAUUUGCUGUCGGAAUUCGACAACGGGAAACGCAGCUGCCGUAAGCGACUGGCUGACCAUAACCGGCGCCGCCGUAAAUGCAACCAGUCAGCCUCCAUCGCACACGACAGCGCCAAAUCCACUCCGGCCGAUAUUACCACCACUCCUAAGUCAUCGAACGAUUCGGGUAUUAAUAGAAAGUCGUCUUCGUCGCCAUCAAACGCGCUUCUCUCGCCGCCUACAAUUUCGUUGGAGUGUUUCCGGCAAAGGCAGUUCCAAACAACAGCGUCUUCUUCCACGUCUGCGUCUUCCUCCUCAAAUUCAAUGUUUUUCUCCAGCUAGCUCCUAAUUAAGCUAAUUAAUUAAGGACUAAUUUUUAAUUAAGACGGUUGUCGUCGCGCGUUAUCUUACGAUUCAUGUUAUUCUCGGUGAUCGAUCAUGUAAUGUUUUCUACGUUCUUCUUUCCUUCUAAUUAAGUUGUCUUUUUAAUUAUUUAAU
Eutrema salsugineum is the source of this 1452-nucleotide messenger RNA. RefSeq names its product squamosa promoter-binding-like protein 8. Gene Ontology annotation, molecular function: DNA binding. Lineage: Eukaryota; Viridiplantae; Streptophyta; Magnoliopsida; Brassicales; Brassicaceae. Gene Ontology annotation, cellular component: nucleus. The record is from RefSeq and is a predicted model, not a curated record.